UCUGGGCAGCUCUAUCGGCCCAAUGCUGCCGUCAUUGGCCCCACAUUAAACUACUGCCAAACUAUUUCUGUAGUCGUGUCUGUAUGUGUGAGAGAAAGCAAAAGGACAUUGGGCACAAGAGCAGUGUGUGUGUGUGUGUGUGUGUGUGUGUGUGUGUGUGUGUGUGUGUGUGUGUGUGUAUCUGUGUGUGUAUCUGUGUGUGUGUGAGAUGUUUGCUCCCGGAGGUUUAGAUUGGUAGUAUAAGCAUGCUGCGCUCCAAUGUGCGUAUGAGAGCUAGGCUUUGGGGGUUAGCUGCAGUGAUAGCAGUGUUUGCUCUAGAUGAAAGGGGAAGGCAGGUAGUCUAGGUAUGAUGUCUAGGGGGGGUUGGAGUGCAACAAUGCAACGCUUCCCAGAAAGGGAAACGAAGCUUACAGGUUUUUAAUGUAUAUUUCUGUCUCUGUCUAUGUCUAUCUCUGUCUAUGUCUCUCUCUCUCUCCACUUAAUGGUUGCAUCGGAAAAUACAUUCACUGAACUAUAAAAAGCACUGUACUGUUUCUCCCCUGUCGCUUUGAAACCCGCCGUGCGCAUCUUAAGCCGCGGUGUGCUAAGUUCUCACUGAUAAGUGAAUGGCGUUGCACCAAGUCUGGCAAAGGUCCCGAUAUCCAUUACAACUUUGGAAAAUAUAUGGGCAGAUAACGGACGACCACUGACGCAAGCAACUGCCUGCACCCAACCACACGCAAACACACUUUUAGGUGCUAGGUACGAGAUAGUCAUUGUCCACAUUUCCCCAGAUGAAGCCAGCCGUACUGAGCCUGCAUGGGGACCAGUUACAUGGUUUUGUUGCCAAAGCAGUAGGUGCCACUGCAGUCUAGGGGAUGGCAUCGAACCGGGCGGCUAGAUGAACACAGCCACCAUGAUCCAGCCAUUGUGAGAAGAGGGCAGCUGCUGAAACAACCAACAUUUUACUUCAACUGCCAAACAUGACGCUACAACGUACCAACGUCAAAUGCACCAAAAUGUACAAAACCCUCCUUCCCUCCUGAACAGUCCAAGAGUGACUCAUAAUCAGGGCUCAAGCUAGGGUGGAAGUGAUCCACCCAGUCAGGGUUGCGUCUCAACUCGCUCUCUUCCGCCGGUCGUCAAAUCCACCAUGAUUUCUUUCCAAGACUUGUGGCCAUGAAACCCGGUGCCCUCUACAGAAGCGUACGGCUAGCCGUGGCUAGAAUGUUCGUCCUCAUCUUCUACAACUAGGCCGCGGGUCGAGUAGCCACCAGAGCAUGGAGGAACACCUCCCCUCGAACACCCCCCUGAAGGUACUGCUGGGCGCCUCGUUCUGCCUCCUCAUCCUGCUCACCGUCAGCGGCAACGUGCUGGUGUGCGUCGCCGUGUGCGCCACGCGCCGCCUCCGCUGCCUCACCAAUUGCUUCAUCGUGUCGCUGGCCGUCACCGACCUGCUGCUGGGCCUGCUGGUGCUGCCCUUCUCCGCCCUGCAGCAGCUGACCGACAAGUGGCCCCUGGGGCCCGUCUUCUGCAACAUCUACAUCUCCCUGGACAUCAUGCUGUCCACCGCCUCCAUCCUGACGCUGCUGGCCAUCAGCAUGGACCGCUUCCUGGCCGUCACCAUGCCGUUGCGCUACGCCGCCUUGGUGCUGCCGGGCCGCGUGGCCGUGGCCAUGGCGUCCGUGUGGACCGUGUCCCUGGCCGUGUCCUUCCUGCCCAUCCACAUGGGGUGGAACACGCCCAACGGCACAGUGCAGAACCACCGGGCCGGCAACAACCAGUGCAACUUUGAGCUGAACGGCGCGUACGCGCUCACGGACUCCCUGAUCACCUUCUUCCUGCCGCUGUUGGUCAUGUGCUGCACCUACUACCGCAUCCUGCGCAUCGCCCGCUCCCAGGCCAAGCGCAUCAUUGGCUCCCGGCCGGCGUGCGUGGUCACCAGCUACGACGCCGGGGGCAACGGCCGCUGCACCACGACGACCGUCACCUCCAGUGUCACCGCCGUGGCGCUGCGGGAGCACAAGGCCACGGUGACGCUGGCGGCCGUCAUCGGGGCGUUCACCGUGUGCUGGCUGCCCUACUUCAUCCUGUUCAACGUGACGGGCGUGAAGGAGCAGGUGCUGUCGGGCACGCUGUACGAGGUGGUGCUGUGGCUGGGCUACGCCAACUCCGCCCUCAAUCCCAUCCUCUACGCGGCGCUCAACAGGGACUUCCGGUCGGCGUACGCCCGCCUGCUGGGCUGCCGCUGGCCGAAGUACCGGGAGGCGUGGAGCAGGCACCAGUGUCCGGUAGCAGCGGGGAACGAGCUUACAGAGGUGACAUUGCUGUGUGGUCACAACUCCGCCAACUGCAGCGCAGGCUUAGCCGAGGAACCACAUGCGUUGGAGGAGGUCAACAACCGCCCCAUUGACAACCAGCUCACGAAUGGUUUCACUCCAACAGACGUCAAUGGCAAUGAAAGGUCAUGAUGACGCUGAACAAGAGAGGAGGAUGUUGUGUUCACCGGCCGCCCGGCCCCCUUCUAGCAACCUUGAGGGCACAGAUAGAAACAUCCAGAACGGUGGAUUAAAGAUGUGUGCUGGACUGCGUUCUUGAUUUUUCCAAGGUACAGUUAGUGGGGGAGAAAAGGAACACCAUGUGUAUAACAUCAUGUCACAUUCAACUCUUUUGCUAGACAAAGUGAUGAAGCGAAACUCCUUGAACAAGGAUGAAUCUCACCGUUUAUAGAGACAAGCGCUGCCUAGCAACAAAAGAUUCUGCGUUAUCCAAGACUGCGGGGAAGGCUGAGUGACAGCAUGUGAGAGACUGAUACCCUGUUGGAGAUAUCCAACAGGGACCAUGCAGAGCGACGACGAGAAGACUGAUGCUGGUCGAUGUCUAAUUUAUUUUCAACUUGAAAAACUCAUUGUUAUGCCUAACUUGUUCUUGUUACUUUUUCACAAUGUGAAAGGAAAUAUAUAAAGUGUUGUUUUGAUCCGAUGGCUGUUUGCCUGUUUGUCAGCCCUCCUUUCGUCGACAUCUUUCAAACAGGAAGGAGCAGAGCUUUUCAACUCCUGCGUUUAUCUCGCAGGUACACAAGAUUAUGCUAUCCAUAUGUAUUUAAGAACUAAGUUGUGCCAAUCGUUAUCUCUUGUUCGGCCUCAAAUAUUGUCACUUUGAGGAGGACCGAUGAUUCGAAGUAGCAGUAGGGCUAGCCCCUGUUAUAUUUCAACGGGAAAACAACUUGAAGUCCACACAUACUCAGACGGCACUGCACCCAAGAGGAAGCAAGAAGAACUGCAACUCAGCAUGACGAUAUGGAUGACAGGAGCAGGUAGGGCCUAAGUAUAAAUUAAAACAGUGUUUCAAUGUGUGUUUUGAUGUGGGGAUACUUGCUGCAGAAUUAACUGAAAAUGUAUCCAGUAUAACGAUUUUAUUAGUUUCUUAUUCAGUCAGGCAGGCAAAUAAACCUGAUGCUUUAACUCAUUCUGUGUUUGUUUUUGCACAAAUGAAAUCCAUUUAUGGACUAUCUCACAGAAAAAUGAGUAGAACAGAUAAAGGUUUUUUUGCAAAUGUGGGUGUUCUAACUUUUAGUUAUUGCCCAGGCUAGAAGCUCAGAACAUCCUGGACUCAGGUAUUCCACACAAAACGUUUUGAGCGAGAGACUUUUCCAGUGUGACACUUAAGGAAAAAACGUCAAUGCCAUUACGAAAACUUCCAACCAUUGUUUGAAUAAAUCAUCGCAAAAGCUGUUAUUAAAGGGGCCAUCAUGUUCAAAAGAGAAAAAACCUUUCCACAUCCACUCAUGAUAGGAGAUGUAUUAUGGAGAGUCAUGCUGUUCUUUGUAACUGGUAGACGGCCAUUAUGAUUUCAUUACUUUUCACAGUAGUCUAUCCAUAGUUACACAGAUCAUUUCCCCCAAGGUAGUCAUAUGUCGCUGGUCCCUUCCAUCUCUGCUCACGCUCACUCACUCUACCUUGUC
Gadus chalcogrammus (walleye pollock) is the source of this 3943-nucleotide messenger RNA. RefSeq names its product histamine receptor H2a (gene hrh2a). Gene Ontology annotation, cellular component: membrane. The transcript has 4 exons. Gene Ontology annotation, molecular function: G protein-coupled receptor activity. NCBI's taxonomy places the organism in Eukaryota, Metazoa, Chordata, Actinopteri, Gadiformes, Gadidae. The record is from RefSeq and is a predicted model, not a curated record. Bases 1260 to 2450 code for a protein of 396 amino acids. Gene Ontology annotation, biological process: adenylate cyclase-activating adrenergic receptor signaling pathway.